Messenger RNA from Durio zibethinus, 2310 nucleotides. NCBI's taxonomy places the organism in Eukaryota, Viridiplantae, Streptophyta, Magnoliopsida, Malvales, Malvaceae. The record is from RefSeq and is a predicted model, not a curated record.
UUUAAAGUUAUUUUAAAAGUACCCUUCAAUUCAAACGAAUAGUAAAAAAUACCAAUCAAUUCACCGCCCAAUAUCAGCCGUUAAGAAGGCCAAAAAAUGGAAUUAACUCAAGAUUCUCGGGGGAAAUAAGAAAAGGUAACUCUCUCGCUUAAUAGUUAACACCCACAAAAGAAUCGCAGUAGCUUUAACAAAAAUGACCAAAGAAUUUACUGUGCCGCCGGUGGUCUUUCCCUCCGGCGGUGGAGUCAACCCCACUGUUGGAAACAUAAACCAACGCCGAGUCCCAACGGCUCCGUUCCAACCCUCACGCCCUCCAUCCUCCUCCGCCAUGCCCUUCAUGUCCUUCGAUAUUGGUUCCGCUGCGUCAUCAACCGGAUCCUUCGGCGGCACAAUCUCCACGUCAGCAGCAUCCGGAUCCGCCUCAUUCGAAGACGAAGAGCCCCUCCUCGACGAACUGGGCAUCCACCCGGACCAAAUCUGGCACAAAACAAGAUCCAUUCUCAACCCCUUCCGUGUCAACCCGAUGAGCCAUAAAGACUCGGACCUAUCUGGCCCAAUUUUCCUCUACUUGUCCCUCUGCUUAUUCCAACUACUAGCUGGCAAGAUCCAAUUCGGCGUAAUCCUCGGCUGGAUCGUCGUCUCCUCGAUUUUCCUCUACAUCGUUUUCAACAUGUUAGCGGGGCGCAACGGCAACCUAGAUCUGCAUACGUGUACUAGCGUGGUUGGUUAUUGUAUGUUACCGGUGGUGAUCUUAUCAGCGGCAUCGCUUUUUAUUCCGCUGGGGAGCAGUGUCCCUAGGUACGCAAUGGCGGGGGUUUUUGUUGUGUGGGCCACUAGGGCUUGCACCAAUUUAAUGGUGGCGCUUGCUGAUGGAGGUGAAGAACAUCGUGGCCUUAUCGCGCAUUGGGCUGAAUAGCACAACUUCUAAUGGUUCCCUUCAGAACUCUUGUUCGGUUUCUAUCAUAGGCAUCUCUUGUUCAGUAUAUGCUCUGCACCAACGGGAUUACACCUGCAAGCUGCAACUUUACCUUUUUAACUGCAGUAUUACUAGAGGUGAGAUGUGUAAAUAUGUGAUUACUAUUUCAAUUUUCCCUCAAUCUUGCGGAACGAAAAUCCCUUCCCCCACCUCCCCCCUUUUUGAUAGGUGAUCUCGGUUUAUAUUCGGCAGUUUUGAGCAUCAACGGUUCCUAGAGUCUGUAGCAGUCAGUCAAAACUUCAUUAAGCACAAUUAUGGGGAUCAAGACAAAGGUUCAUGUCAUGGUAAGUGACGUCCUCGUUUAUAAAAACCUAGUUUAUCAUGAUAUAUAAACAAGUCACAACCCACUUUGAUGGAUUUUUUUUUUUUUUUUGAGCUGCUAAGUUUAUUUGUAUGGAUAUAGUAAAAAGAUGGUUUUUUUUUUCUUAUAAUUUUUUUUCAAGAAAUUCAACUUUCCAGUGUUACCUCUGAACUCCAAAACUUGUUUGUUUUUGGAGGCAACUAGUCAAUUCAAGAUUUUAUUGGAUCGGAGUCCAUGAUAUUUUUACACUGUAGUUUUUUACCUAUGCGGUGCCAAACUUGAUCCUUUUCAAAACUUUAUGUCCACAAAUGACAUAGAUGCUGCUAGGGGUCAUUGCAGUGUCACCUGGUCGGAUCUGUUUUGAUGGAGAAACUAUCAAAUAUCAAUUCCUUUUACUUGCAAUUGGACCCAUUCCCUUUGGGUCUUGCUCCUAACUUGGUGCCAAGCUAUGGCAAUCUCUUUUUAAUCUUUCCAUUUCCAAUUAGUUGAAAUCAUUUACAGAAAAAGCCUUUGCCUUGCCUGAAUAUCUUGCCAUGGUAUUGGUUUGUGUUUUAUUAUCAAGAAACAGGCAUGUUUCUCUUAAGAGUCUAAACCUUUUCAGAUGCAGCUUCCAAAUAGCUCUUUCCUUUUUUCUUUUUUUCAAUUCAAAAAAAAAAAAAGGUGCAAAUAUCUUAUGUUUGGGUGGGGGUAGCUAGGUCUACUUCUCGAUGACUCUUCAGUGAAAAGUUUACGUUGAGGAUUUGGUCUUAAUUAGAACUGAGUAUUAAUAUUACCAUUUCCUCUGAAGCUAACUAAUAUAUGUGUAUGUAGUUUUAGAGCUGUGGUUUCCUUUAAGAAAUGGCUACUCUCAGGUAACUAAUGUCUAAUGUACUUUUUUGUUACCUAUCAUCUAUUAGUUUGGGAUACGAUGAUGAGAUCAUACGAUUUGACUUUUCCGAACUUUCAAAUUCCACCAUUCUGUUUCAGCGUAGGAAUACCUAUCCUAUCAAUGGGGACAAAAUUCUCUUUGUUUUUUCACUGUCCGAGAGCGAGA